Messenger RNA from Dermatophagoides farinae (American house dust mite), 1410 nucleotides. Its product is annotated as cholinesterase-like. NCBI's taxonomy places the organism in Eukaryota, Metazoa, Arthropoda, Arachnida, Sarcoptiformes, Pyroglyphidae. Gene Ontology annotation, biological process: acetylcholine catabolic process; choline metabolic process. Gene Ontology annotation, molecular function: acetylcholinesterase activity. Gene Ontology annotation, cellular component: plasma membrane. The record is from RefSeq and is a predicted model, not a curated record.
AUGAGGAAAAAUCAGACAAACAAUGUUGAGGAUUGUCUGUAUCUAAAUGUGUUCAAACCGAUUGUGAAAUCAAAUGAAAUCGAUGACAAUAAAGCACUGCCAAUCAUGGUAUUUUACUAUGGUAGUGGAUUUCAAUCUGGCACAAUAUUUGAUCCAGUUUAUGAUGCAACUUUUCUGGCUGAUUUAGGCAAGGUCAUUGUUGUCACUGUAAAUUACCGACUUGGUCCUUUGGGUUUUCUUUAUGCUGGAACGGAUAAUGCAUCCGGUAAUCAAGGAUUAUAUGAUCAGAUCACAAGUCUAGAAUGGAUUCGUGAUAAUAUUAAUAGUUUCGGUGGUAAUCCAAACCAAGUGACUAUAUUUGGACAAUCAGCAGGAUCUACUUCGGUUUCGGCUUUAAUACUUUCACCGGUGGCUAAAGGUUUAUUCCAACGAGCCAUAAUGCAAUCUGGAGUAAUAGUUCCAACGGCUGUUAAAUAUAUGAACAAAGAGGAAGCCUUAGCCAAAACAAUAAAAUUGUCCAGAGAACUUGACUGUACCGACAAUGACAUGACUCAAAUAAUUUAUUGUUUAUUGGGUAAAACCAUCGAAGAAAUUAAAAACGUAUACGACAAUGGCACAGUGAAAGAUUUGAUUUCCAAUAAAUUAUUUGGACCAAUAUUUGAUGAUGAAAUUCUACCUGAAGAUUCGGUCAAAUUUGAACAUGGAUUCUUCAAUAACAAGGUUGACAUAUUGUUUGGAUUAGUAAGCGACGAAGGCAGCAUGUUCAUUCCACAUUAUUUACCCGAAUUAAUGGAUUAUCGUACUCAGAUGACAAUGGAAAAAAUAAAGCAAAAUUUCCGAAAAGUUUUAUCCGAAUUCAAUGUGAAUAAUGUGGAUAAAAUAAUUGAUUUUUAUGCACAAAGAAUUGAUCCAGCAAAUUUCUAUCAAGUCCGAAAAAUGUUUGCCGAUUUUUUCGCUGAUCUUCGAUUCAAUUGUCCAGUCGUGUUGUUUGCAAAGGAAAUUGCAAAAGUAAAUCCUGAAAAUCGUUUUUAUGCAUAUCGUUUUGAUCGACUAUCAAUUGUUUCGGAUAAAAUGCAUUGCUACGAUUGGAUGGGUGUAUGUCAUGGUAGCGAUAUAUUGUAUACAUUCAGUCAUCCAUUCAUGAAUUAUUAUCCACCGGAUGCUCGUUUAAGUCACGAUAUGAUAAAAUCAUGGACAAAAUUUGCCCGUACCGGACAACCAGGACCGAUUGGUCCGUUUGAGUGGCCAAAAGCAUUUGACAGUAAUAAUAAUUCAUCAAUACAAUGGAUGUUGUUAGAUGUUGGAUAUCGAACAGUUAUUGAUAUUUAUGAGAAUUCAUGUGAACAUUUAUGGCGCAAACAAUAUGUGGAUUGGUUUGCGAAAAAAUCUUCCAUAAAAGAUGAAUUGUGA